Molecule: messenger RNA, 3691 nt
Organism: Sinocyclocheilus anshuiensis
Lineage: Eukaryota; Metazoa; Chordata; Actinopteri; Cypriniformes; Cyprinidae
Product: dysferlin-like
Exons: 17
Coding region: 13-2133 (706 amino acids)
Biological process (GO): negative regulation of phagocytosis; T-tubule organization; monocyte activation involved in immune response
Cellular component (GO): cytoplasmic vesicle; T-tubule
Source: RefSeq, a predicted model, not a curated record
CAGGAUGACUUUAUGGACUGGUGGAGCAAGUUUUAUGCCUCCACGGGUGAGAGAAACAAGUGUGGCAGUUAUCUGGAGAAGGGCUUCGAUACGCUGCAGGUGUAUGACAGAGAACUGGAGAAGGCUGAAGGCUUUGAGCAGUUGGCUGAUUUCUGUCAAACGUUUAAACUUCACCGUGGAAGAGUCCAGAACGAGAGUGAAGACCCUUCUGUUGUUGGAGAGUUCAAGGGCUCAUUUAAGAUCUAUCCGUUGCCUGACGAUCCCUCGAUGCCCGUACCCCCACGCCAGUUCCGCAAACUCCCCCCGAACGGUUUAGAGCAGUGCCUGGUGCGCGUCUACAUCAUCCAGGCCUAUGGCUUACAGCCCAAAGAUGCCAACGGCAAGGUGUAUGACAGAGAACUGGAGAAGGCUGAAGGCUUUGAGCAGUUGGCUGAUUUCUGUCAAACGUUUAAACUUCACCGUGGAAGAGUCCAGAACGAGAGUGAAGACCCUUCUGUUGUUGGAGAGUUCAAGGGCUCAUUUAAGAUCUAUCCGUUGCCUGACGAUCCCUCGAUGCCCGUACCCCCACGCCAGUUCCGCAAACUCCCCCCGAACGGUUUAGAGCAGUGCCUGGUGCGCGUCUACAUCAUCCAGGCCUAUGGCUUACAGCCCAAAGAUGCCAACGGCAAGUGUGACCCCUAUGUUAAGAUCACACUUGGCAAGAAAUCAGUCGAUGACCACGACAAUUACAUACCCUGUACUUUGGACCCUGUCUUUGGAAAGAUGUUUGAGCUGACAUGCUCUCUGCCCAUUGAGAAAGACCUAAAGAUCGUGCUGUAUGAUUAUGACAUGGUCACUAAGGAUGAGAAAAUCGGAGAGACCAUCAUUGAUUUGGAGAAUCGCUUCUUGUCACGUCAUGGUGCUCGCUGCGGCCUGCCACAGUCCUACUGUUUGUCUGGAGUUAACCAGUGGCGAGAUCAGCUGAAACCAUCCCAGUUACUUCAUCGUCUGUGCGAGAAGCGAAACUACAAACUGCCUGUCUACAAGCAGGACAGAAUCUACUUCAGAGGACAGGAGUACACAGUUGCAGACCUUGAUGAAGGGAAACCUCUUAACCCUCACCUGGGACCAGUGAUGGAGCGUCUAGCUCUCUUGGUGUUGAGGAGACAGGGUCUGGUGCCCGAACAUGUAGAGACGCGACCCCUCUACAGCCCCCUUCAGCCAGAUAUAGAACAGGGGCGGUUGCAAAUGUGGGUGGACAUUUUCCCCAAAUCUUUAGGUCCACCAGCACCUCCGUUCAACAUCACGCCACGCAAAGCCAAAAAGUUCUUCCUGCGCUGUAUUAUAUGGAACACAAGAGAUGUUAUCUUGGAUGAUGUCAGUGUUACUGGGGAGAAGAUGAGUGACAUUUAUGUGAAAGGCUGGAUGCAUGGCCAUGAAGAGAACAAGCAGAAAACAGACGUGCACUAUCGAUCGCUGGGCGGCGAAGGCAACUUUAAUUGGCGCUUCCUCUUCCCCUUUCACUAUUUACCUGCAGAACAGCUAUGCACCGUUGAUAAGAAGGAGCAUUUUUGGAGUCUGGAUAAUGCUGAAACAAAACUUCCUCCUAAACUCACUAUCCAGAUCUGGGACAAUGACAAGUUCUCCUUUGAUGAUUUCCUUGGCUCUUUGGAAAUGGAUCUGAACCAUAUGCUGAGUCCAGCAAAGUCUCCAGAGAAGUGUGGUCUUGAGAUGUUCUCUCAGUCCCAGGACAAGCUGGUGUCUUUGUUUGAGCAGAAGACAGUAAAAGGCUGGUGGCCUUGCGUGCGUGACAGAGAAAAUGAAAAGAUACUUGCAGGAAAGGUGGAAAUAUCACUGGAAAUCAUCUCUGAGCAGGAGCAGGAUGAGAGGCCCGCCGGACUCGGCAGAGACGAGCCCAACAUGAAUCCCCGUCUAGAUGAGCCGCAGCGUCCUGAGACCUCAUUCUUAUGGUUCUCAUCCCCAUUUAAGACGUUUAAGUUUAUUGUGUGGAGGAGGUUCAAGUGGCUUAUUCUGGGCUUCUUUGUACUCUUUUUCAUUUUUCUCUUCCUUGGAGUCUUUCUCUACGCCUUUCCUAACUAUGCUGCUAUGAAGAUGGUUGGACCCUUCAGUGGAGUGGGAAAGGGAACACAGUGAGACUGUGAUGAGAAAAAGGACAUAAACCCUCACAUCAAUUACCAACCACACCAAAACUCCAUCCACACAUCUCUGUCCAUCCUACUGGUGCUUGUGCACGUGUCCUCGAGAAAACUGAAGGCAGGCUGAGAGAAUUAGAAGUCUUUAUGUGUGCGUUAGCCUGUUCUAGUCCUAUAUGCAUGAAAGUUGCAUAACGUCUGUGUGUGUUUGUACAUGUAUUACACGCCACGCUCGCUGCCCCUUAUCUGACCCGGUCCUGAACUCUCUCAGUAUUCUCUUUAACUCCCACUUACACUUUCAUCUCUUUGCCGGUUUAAUCCUUUUUCAUGUCUUCUGUAAAACUGGCUUCUUUCUUCACAGCCAGAUGCUUCUUUCUUCUUCCUUCACGCAGAGAGAGGGAGACCGAGCCCCGUCGCACCACCUCCCAUCCAUUCGUUCCUCUCCUUUCAACAGCGCUGGCUCUUUAGGUUAAACCCUGAUUUGUACUGUUAGGCUGUAAGAUCCGAGACAGGCCGGUUAUUAGCUGAGCCCCCGCUGUCAGCAAGCCCACCUCUCUGAUUACUAUCACACUCUGUUAUUUUGCUUUAGCAAAAUCCCCACUAAAUGGACUGGGGGUCAACUGUGGGUUGGCAACAUGUAUGUGGAAUGUGGGCUGCGAACGAGAACGAGAGAUAAAAGACUUGUUUAUUUGUGCAAAUGUUAGACUCACGCCCUGGUGCCUUUGUGCCUUUUUGCGUUUGACUCUGUAAAGUAUGAAAAUGAACAGGCGCAUCUCGAAGAAGUUGCCAGACUUCUAAACAUGCCUGUGAAGGAGCUGUUACAUGAUAAAAUACACAAAUUACUUGUUUUCUCUCCAUGACCAGGUCAUGAGUGCCUCUUUUACCUAGUUCAGUGAGAAGAAACUAUUGUGGAGUCACAUUUAGUGAAACUGGAAUCUCAAAACUUCAACUCUUUGCAUUACACAUCACAUUUAUGUGAUGAAGCUUCUCUACGAACAGGAAACGUCAAGAAAUCUGGGUUAAUCCGACCUAACCUGCUGGAUUUCCGGAAGUGUUCACAUUUUAUUUUAAAAAAUGAGGGCAGAAGUAGUGAAGAAGGGAUUUGAUGUUUCCAUAAAGUCACUGAUUUGACAGUAAAAAGGAUGCAUUCUUAUCUCUGUUACAGAAAGAAAAAUAUGAGCGAUUACAUUUUUUUUUCAUCGUAGCUAUUUUCUGCACAUCUGCAAUAUCACUGAUUUAUGAAAGGAAAGUGAAUAAGAUAAAACAUUAACCAAAAAACCUUGCCUAAGCGAUCUAUUGCCAAAUAUUGUACAGUAUAUAGCUGAAUAACUGAUUUAUGCAAAACACAAAUCCCUAUGCUGAGCAUCUAUGAAUAGUUGUCAUUCAUAUACAAGUUUUGCAGUAAGUCUCUUAAUUUGACAAUCAUAAUAGAUAUUUCUGUUAUUGAAUUUCUGAAUGAUUUAAUGAUGCACGUCGUCUAAUUGCCUUAAAGCUUCUGCUGUCAUCUCAAUUCACUGUGUUAAAUCAACUGUAUUUGUAUCUCACUGUGUAAUAUGCUA